This is a messenger RNA of Pieris brassicae (large cabbage white), 1654 nucleotides long. RefSeq names its product cytochrome P450 315a1, mitochondrial (gene sad). The record is from RefSeq and is a predicted model, not a curated record. Gene Ontology annotation, molecular function: monooxygenase activity; heme binding; oxidoreductase activity, acting on paired donors, with incorporation or reduction of molecular oxygen. NCBI's taxonomy places the organism in Eukaryota, Metazoa, Arthropoda, Insecta, Lepidoptera, Pieridae. Gene Ontology annotation, biological process: cholesterol metabolic process; cellular response to peptide hormone stimulus; C21-steroid hormone biosynthetic process. The coding region runs from base 120 to 1547 and encodes 475 amino acids. Gene Ontology annotation, cellular component: mitochondrial inner membrane. The transcript has 7 exons.
GUUAGGAAACACGUCUCAAAUAUCACAUAAGGUAUCAAGUUUCAAAUCAUUACUUUAAUCAACUUCGUAUUGCUUUAUGCACAGACAUACAAGUAUAAGUGAAUGUAAAUUUGUUUAAAAUGAAUCAAAUACUAAAAUUUGGAAAAAAGUAUCUAAGGGUUCCAAAAAAUUAUGAAACAAAUAUCACCACAAAAAAUACGAUAAACACAAUUCCACGAGCAAAAUCCUUACCGUUAAUCGGUACAAAAAUAGACUUGAUAAAAGGUGGAUUAGGAACAAGAUUACAUGAAUUUAUUGAUUUGCGACACCAAGAACUGGGGAAUAUAUUUAUGGAAAAUUUCGGAACGACAGAUUUAUUAUUUGUCAGUGAUGCCGAGCUCAUAAGAAAACUUUUUAUAAAUCUAGAAGGAAAAUAUCCUAGUCAUAUUCUACCUGAUCCAUGGCUAUUAUAUGAAAAACUUUACGGACAAAAAAGAGGGCUGCUAUUUAUGGAUGGUGAAGAAUGGUGGCAAAAUAGACGAAUUAUGAAUAAACAUCUAUUAAAAGAUAAUGACAAUACUUGGAUUAAUGAUUCUGUUACAAAAACAAUAACUAGUUUUACUAAACAUUGGAAAGAACAGUCGAAACACGGUAUCGUCAUAAAUGACAUUGCGUCGGAGUUAUAUAAUCUCUCUACUAAGGUUAUAAUUCAAGUAUUAAUUGGAAAUACUGACCCACCACAAGGAAAGCAUUACGAUGAAUUACUAAACAUGUUCACAGAAUCGGUUAAAAAGAUAUUUGAAACCACAACUAAACUUUAUGGUAUUCCUGUAAACUGGUGCCAUCGUUUUAAUUUAAAAGUGUGGCAGGAUUUUAAGGAAUGUGUCGAUUUAUCUCUGCUAUUAGGAAAUAAACUUCUCAAAGAAAUAUUGGCAGUAAAAAAUUCUAGUGGUUUAAUAAAAAAAAUAGGUGACGAACAAAUGGAUGAAAUAACUAUGUCUCGAAUAUUAAUAGAUUUUAUCAUUGCUGCUGGAGAUACGACCGCAUACACGUCUUUAUGGAUUUUUUAUUUGCUAUCUCAAAAUAGUAACGAGAUUACUGAAAUACGUUCGAAAAAACAAACAUAUAUUCCAUUUGUUGUAAAAGAAGCAAUGCGAUUGUACCCUGUUGCUCCAUUUUUGACCCGUAUACUACCACAGGAUAGUGUUAUAGGAGAGUACUUAGUCAAAAAAGGGACACCAAUCAUAGCAUCAAUAUACACUUCUGGUAGAAAUGAACAGUAUUUCAGUAAACCAGAAGAAUUCUUACCCUACCGUUGGGAUAGAUCAGAUGAGAGAAAAGGGAAGUUACAGAAUCAUAUUCCUUUUGCAUCUUUACCAUUCGCCCUUGGUGCUCGCUCUUGUGUAGGAAAGAAGAUAGCUAUGGCUCAACUUGCAGAGCUUAUUUGGCAGGUUGUGGAUAACUUUGACUUCAGAUGUAUGAAUGGUUCAAGUAUAAAACCCAUUACUUCACAAGCUUUAAUUCCUAACAAAAACAUUGAAUUAAGAUUCAAACUGAGAAAUGCUUAAUACAGUUAUAAUUCUGUUUUAUAAAUUAGUAAUAGGACAUUAUAUUAAAACUCUCAUAUAUAAUUUUUAAUAUAUUUUAUUAUAUAAAUUUCUGUACAAGUUUUGUA